Eupeodes corollae is the source of this 904-nucleotide messenger RNA. It is a transcript of the gene Fkbp14, whose product is annotated as FK506-binding protein 2. Bases 163 to 807 code for a protein of 214 amino acids. Gene Ontology annotation, molecular function: peptidyl-prolyl cis-trans isomerase activity; calcium ion binding. Lineage: Eukaryota; Metazoa; Arthropoda; Insecta; Diptera; Syrphidae. The transcript has 5 exons. The record is from RefSeq and is a predicted model, not a curated record.
UUCAGUAAUUCAGUUGUACUUUGAACGCGAUGAAAAGUGGUUGUGAUUGCUCCUUAUAGUAACGGCAUAUACGUAUCAUUAAAAAUUCAUUUUGAAUUUUUAUCAAGCUUUUUUUUACCUACAUUUCCAAAUAAAAAUUAAUUCAUAAAAAAAUAAAACAAGAUGUUCAAAACAGUACUUAUUGUAACGUGCCUUUUCGUGGCUGGUGCUCUCUGCAGUGACCUUAAAAUCGAUGUUGUCAGUGUGCCUGAAGUGUGUGAACAAAAAUCAAAAAGUGGUGACAUGUUAACAAUGCACUACACUGGUACACUAAUAGAUGGCAAAAAAUUCGAUUCAAGCUUGGACCGUGAUCAACCUUUCACAUUCCAAUUGGGAGCUGGUCAAGUGAUAAAGGGAUGGGACCAAGGAUUGUUGGACAUGUGUGUCGGUGAAAAACGUAAAUUGACCAUUCCACCAGAAUUAGGAUAUGGAGACCGUGGUGCUGGAAAUGUCAUUCCACCAAAUGCUGUUUUAAUUUUUGAAGUUGAACUUAUUAAUAUUGGAAGUACUGCACCAACAACAAAUGUUUUUAAGGAAAUCGAUGACAACAACGACAAAAUGUUGAGUCGCGAAGAGGUAAACGUUUAUGUCAGUGAAUACUUGAAGAAGCAAAUGUCCGCCGUUGAAGGCCAAGACACAGAAGAACUUAAAACUAUGCUCAAAGAAAACGACAAGCUCGUUGAAGAGAUCUUCCAACACGAGGAUAAGGACAAGAACGGAUUCAUUUCACAUGAUGAAUUCUCAGGCCCAAAACAUGACGAGCUAUAGAGAAGCCGCCUCCCGCAAUAACAAUGAAUAAAUUAUUGUUAGAAUAAUAGUUUUUUUUAUUAAAUAAAUAAAUAUAAAUAAAAUCUUUGAUUUUUUU